AUGCCUCUCAAGCUGUCGUGGGACUCUGCUCUCAGGAACCCAUACAGAGGAGAUCCGAUGAAGACGCAGAUCGAGUCGCUCGUCGCUGUGUACGCCGUGACCUAUAGCCCAUAUGUUGCCUCGGUCGAGAUCCGGAGCACUGUACACGCGGGCGGCCAGGACCCGACGGAGGGAUACCAUGUCACCGUCGCAUGCUACGCUGCCAACGGGGCAUAUACCGGCACCUUCCACGUCCCGAUUGCGGUGUAA
Molecule: messenger RNA, 249 nt
Organism: Peniophora sp. CBMAI 1063
Lineage: Eukaryota; Fungi; Basidiomycota; Agaricomycetes; Russulales; Peniophoraceae
Source: the annotation of a GenBank genome assembly